This is a messenger RNA of Coturnix japonica (Japanese quail), 5568 nucleotides long. It is a transcript of the gene RGS8, whose product is annotated as regulator of G protein signaling 8. The record is from RefSeq and is a predicted model, not a curated record. NCBI's taxonomy places the organism in Eukaryota, Metazoa, Chordata, Aves, Galliformes, Phasianidae.
GUUUCUUCCCUUUCCCAUGCUGUACAAUAAGGUUAACGAUUUCCCUUGCCCCCACUGAAGCCGAGGCUCUCUAAUUAAGCUCCCCACUCCCUUCUGUCUAUGCGACUGCCGACGAUCCGAGGGCAGCAUCCUCCCCUAAGCCUCAGAGAGGCUGAUCAAAGCGAUGCGGGAGGGACUCUCCCUCCCAAAGAGGGGAGGGUGACAGCAGCGACAGCUCUGGCAGACAUCCCCCACCCCACCGGCUUUUGGCAUCUGUAGCGGGGCGGGGGGACGCUCCCAGCAGAGCCUCCCCGAGCACACGCGGAGGACAGGUCAACCAACGGCGCACAACGAUGGCCAGUAACGCCAGCUGUGACCCGCAGGCACAUGGAAAAGAGGUAGUUGGAUCCUCUUAGUGAGGUCAGCCCGGAGCUCUGCCUGUUGAGGACCGACCUUUGGAGGCAACACAUGAUGAAUGUGGCUGUGCCGAGCCCUGCUGCUCCAUGCUGAGCCGUGACGCCAAGCACAGACCUGCAGCUGGACUUACCCCAUGGCUCUGCUCCCAGGAGGAAAUGCUGUCUCUUCUUUGUGAUCAUCCUUCAGCUCCGAGAGUCUUCCAUUGGAAAACUGACGAGGAUCAAAUGGGUUGAGAGCAACGGGCCCUCCUUUUCUGGCAGAGGAUUCUUUGUUAUAUUUUGAAGUGCCAGGACAUCAAACUGUAAAUCCCUCCUUCCCACACUCCUAAUCUCCUGCAAACCACUCUCCAAGCCAACCAGACAGAGGAUUGGCCGUAACUGGAGUCCUGAAUGGCUGCAUUACUGAUCCCACGGAGGAACAGAGGGAUGAGGACUCGCCUGGGCUGCCUGUCUCACAAAUCAGACUCAUAUAAUGAUUUCACAGCUAUUCUUCCGGACAAGCCCAACCGGGCUUUGAAAAGACUGUCAACAGAAGAAGCAACGAGAUGGGCAGACUCUUUUGAUGUCCUUUUGUCCCAUAAAUAUGGGCUGGCUGCUUUCCGUGCUUUCCUGAAGACUGAGUUCAGUGAGGAGAACCUGGAGUUCUGGCUGGCCUGCGAGGACUUCAAGAAGACCCGCUCGGCAGCCAAGCUGGCAGCCAAGGCACAACGCAUCUUCGAGGAGUUCAUUGACGUGCAGGCUCCCCGUGAGGUGAACAUAGACUUCCAGACGCGGGAGCUGACGAGAAGGAACAUGCAGGAGCCCUCCCUCUCCUGCUUUGACCAAGCCCAGGGGAAAGUGCACAGCCUGAUGGAAAAAGACUCAUACCCCAGGUUCCUGAGAUCCAAAAUUUACACAGACCUGCUGUCUCAAACUCAGAGGAGGCUCAGCUAGAACAGCAACGGGGCCCGUGUGCUUCCCACAACAGCAACAACCCAUCUCUAAACGUGAAACUUCCAUGGGGUUAAAGGCAGCGGGAAUGAGAGAGGAGGGAGGAGGGGAAGCUUCCAAAGCAUGACCCUGACGUGCUGUCAAGACUUUUUGAGUUUCUCUGCUUUAUUUGGUUAGCAGUAGCACCUUGCAGCUGUUGCACGCAAUGGUAUCCUCCCUGCUCAUGGGGCCUGAGGCUGCAGGGAGGGAGAGAGAAGGCAAAGGCACCUGAGUUGUGCUGCUUCCCAGGGUAGAAACCAUCAGCAAACUCAGCUCCCUUCCCACUGUGCUUGCACACUGUGUGAUACAACGGUCGCUCCGCACCCCUCUUAUGCUUAUCUUCAUGGGAUGGAGGCUGAGUGUUGUCUUCGAGCUGCUGCCAAGGAGCAGAGUGUUUCUCAUGAGGAAGAUUAUCCCAAAAGCUCCUGCUAGACCCAGUCCUCCAAGGCACAUGAUUGCUUUUCAUUGGUAUUAUUUGUUUGUACUGUAGUUCAGCCUCAGGGCUCCUGUCGCCAUUCAGGCUCCGUUGUGCUAGGCACCAUACCAGAACCCAGCACAAAGAGCACCAGGGACAUACAUGGCCUCGGUGGAUCCUUCUACCAGCUAUUAGGAAAGGGUUGGGAAAAGGGAUGUCCCAUCUACCCCAUACUGAGGUGUUAGAAAAGCACAAGCCCCCUCUACCGUGCUAGAUAUCAUUUGUGACUGUAGUACUCGACCAAGCUCGUGACAGGGAGACAUGAUGUGAAAACCACAAUCUUAUUUUUGCUCUUAACUGUUGUUCCCUACUGAUUGUCCUCUGUGGGUUCUAUGCAAUGCAAAGAAAUCCUAAAGACACAGACCCUGCUGCAUGGUUCUUGCAUACAAACAGUGAGCAGGACGGCUGCCUGGGCUCAAAGUGAUGUGCAAGGUGUGUUUCGGCCCUGCUCCACGGCUCAGAUAACAGCUGCAGGAGGAGGCUCUGCAGAUGUCGGUUGUGUAACCACACCUCUAUGCUGUGCAGUGAUGCUGACUGCCUACAUGGCUUUGCUUUCCCAGCUUAUCAGCUGUCGCAUUCCUGCAGUUAUCUGGUGGGGAAGCAGAUCGACAGCCUGUCUGUGGACUUAAGCCUGCAGACCAGAGGUCUGUUUUUCUGGUUUUAUGAAGGUCUGGACAGUAACCUCGUGGAUCUUCCCCUUCUGUUGUUUAUCAAAGGCUGUAAAGCUCCAUUCUGGUUUAGAGUGGUGGGUAGGUCUGCAUCAGAAAUGAUGCAGAGAUGAUGAAGGUUUAAAUGUGGUGUAAGCUGGGUAGACUAAAUUCUGAAGCUCUACAUCAUGCUUGGAGUGAGAUGCACAGAGUCUGCUUGCGUGCUAGAAGUCAACAGUAUGCACAGUGGGUAGUAAAGAGGUGUUAAAGGGUUUAGUAGGGACAGAUAGGUGCAUGUCAUGAUAGGGAUGAUUAGUGCCAGGUACCCUGAGCACGGCAGGAGGUGAUGUGAGCUGCCUGCCAGUGCUUCUCCUGAAGCUGGUACACCUCUGAGUGGGCUUGGCUGAUGCUGACCUCUAGUGCCAGCAGAGGCAGCCAGAUUUUCAGCCAAGUGCCCAUUGCUGCCAUGGUCACAGGCAUCCAGGUGGGGAGGAAACAUCAGAACCAAACGUUUCUAUCUAGAAAUGAGGGCAAGAAGCUCAGAAGCGAGGCCAGUGCAUCUUUCUGUGUGCUCCUCCAGACUCAGGGCUGGCAUCCUCAGCAGCACGUGCCAGAAUCCAUCAGCAAGCUUCAAAGCGAUCCAAGCCCAAUGAAACCCCAACUGUUCUCCUUCCCCCAUCCACAUAGGGAAGUGCUCUGAGCAGGCGUGCUGAGACGGCCUUGCUGCAGUUUGUGAUGGGAUUUGUUUCCCUGAUGAUGUAGUUUUUCCCCUUCACCCGGUGCCAGAUAGCAUCCCAAUAGGAAGUGUCUCAGGGUGUACAGUGGAGCAAAGGUAUUCUCUGAGGUGUGUGAGUCUGGCAUGGUUAUUUUUGCUGCUGCUCUUACAAUUUGUCUCUCUUGCAGGAAAGCAGCCUGGUUAUUUAAAGUAAUUUUUUUCCCCCUUUCUUUUUAAGAAGAAAUUGGCACCAGCUGCUGCUUUUAUGCCAAAUGUCAGUCUGAAGUGAAUUAAAAUAGGCAACUUCUAUCUCUUCCUCUUAAACCAGGGGCUGAUUAAGGAAAUAGUGACAGAGCCAAAGCCUUGAAAAGCACUGAAUGAUGACUAAUCCCCAUCGAGGACAAAUACCCUGUCUUUGAUUCAUCUCCCACUGAAGUGGAAGGAAUAUUCAUACCUCACAAACCCCCCUUUUCCCUCUCCACAGGCACACACCUCCAAAAACUCGCUCCUGUUUCUUGUCAUGUCAGAGCACCAUCACAUGAAGGGAGGGGAAAAUAAAACUGUGCCAGUCAAGUCAGCUCUUUUGGCUUUAUGCUUGUGCUGGUGUGACCUUUCCCCAUGUUAUAGACUGCAGACCUGAAAUCCAGGUGGGGAUGCAGGACCCAAAUCUGCUCCAAGUUCUCCUGCUGUGGCUGCCAGCCAAGCUGGGGGUUAUUUCCAUCCCUUUUACGUCUCAGUGCUCUGAUGGGUCCCUGCCUUCCACGCUGAGAGAGCGUGAAGGGCAAAGUCCCAUGAGUUUAGCACAGGAGGGAAAUGGGGGUGUGGGUAGGUGAGAGUGCAUGUCAAUUUGUGUCUGUGUAACCUCGUGUCUCCUUCUAGAGAAGCUUUUCCAAGACAUAAAUCUGCAUGAUAAAAUAGGAGAAUUAGGCAUCAACAGCAUACAAUGAGAUUUUAGUGGUGUUGUGCUUGCCUCUUGUGUAGGUUUGACUAGUAAUAGGAGAUGUAAACUCUGCUAGACUUCCAAUUACCCAUAAGAGCACAUGUAUCAAACUGAACUGAAUGUUCACCGUUAGAAACAAAACCAAAAUGUUUACAGCAUUCAGAGCAAUAGCAAAGCAUACCUCAUGCCAGCCCUGGAGUGCCUCUUGCUCAUCACUGUGGGCCUCCAGCUUCUCCCCCAAAACCCCUCUCUGGUUCUCAGUCCUGUCCCUGUGGCCGUCCCUCCCCUUCCUCACCCUCACCUGAAGCACUCCUGUCCAUGCCCUUCCCUUCUACCAUACAAGCCUGGCUCAUGCUGCCUCCUGUUUGCUCUUCUCCUCUGGGCUCUUCUCGUCCCCAUGCCACGCUGUGUGCCCACUCGUGCUCCACGUGCUGCUGGGUGAGAUGGAGCUGGGCUGCACCUGGUGCUCGCUGCUGGGCUGCUCCAGCACGGCUGCAGCUGCGUUUCCUCUGAGCUUCCUGAUUAAACAAAACAAGAGUGUAAAUAAAGGUGUAUUUGCUCAGUGAAGUCGGUUGUUCUGCUCCAUGCUUCCUCUUGGCUUUACUGGAAGGAUGCUUCUCUGGUUUGAUGCUCCAGUAAAUUCAGUGGGAGUGCAGGGAAGUGAGUGGAUGGGAAGGAGGUGGCAGAAGGGAUGAACUUAGUGCAGAAAAAACAGAGCUUAAAAACCACUGUCCAACUGAAAAGUAAUGGAGGGAAGGAGGCAUCUGUGGGAUGCUGGUAAUUAAAGAGCUCUCCCUGGGGUGGGUCCCCUUCCCUUAAUUGCCAUGACUGAAGCGUCUCUUUCCCUCUCUCUACAAGCAAAACCCAUCAGACACUCAGAGUUCAGACUUCUCCUUAAGCUCCAUCUCCUAUGGGAUGACAGCCUCAAGGACCAGACCCCAUCACCAAGCACUGAGCAAGGAGUGGUGUAUGAUGUGUGCUCUUCAGGAAACAUAACUGUGAGUGGUUCAGAGGAGGUGUGGAGGGGAAUGAGCGUAUGGGGUGACUUCAGAACAGGGCAGAAAAACUCUUUUCAGGUGUUCCCUGUGCUAUGUUUUUAUUUUAAUAAGUCCUGAUGCUGAAACUGCCUCCGCUGUGUCUGGGAGCAGUGGUACCACUGGGUGAUGGAGCUGCUUGAGCAGGACAUGGGGGUUCAGCUUGGUUCUUUCCCUAUGGGGAAAGCAUGGGUUUGGGUUCAGUUGGAUCUCCCCUAUUAACUUCUUAUUAGCUUCUAAGGUCACAUCCCUCAUUAGCUGGAGGGACUCCUCACCCCAUCAGCUGUCUGAACAGACCACAUCCCCACUGAGCCACGUCACCACACUGCAAAGUAUUGUUCACCUUUACUGUAUAGGCAUCAUGAGGAUGUGAAAUAAACAGCCUGAGAACUA